GUACAUGGAGGAUGACAGAAAAAUCCAAUGGUGUGAAGAGUUCCCCAGCCAAUAACCACAACCACCACGCACCUCCUGUCAUCAAGGCCAGUGGCAAAGAUGACCACAGGACCAGCAGCAGGCCACAGUCUGCAGCUGACGAUGACACCUCCUCAGAACUGCAGAGGCUGGCGGAGAUGGAUGCCCCCCAGCAGGGUAGGGGUGGCUUCCGCAGGAUUGUCCGCCUGGUGGGGAUCAUUAGAGAGUGGGCCAACAAGAAUUUUCGUGAGGAGGAACUGCGACCUGACUCAUUCCUGGAGCGUUUCCGUGGGCCCGAGCUCCAGACUGUGAUGACACAGCAAGGGGAUGGCAAAGGCGACAAGGGCACCAAGAAGAAAUUUGAACUAUUUGUCUUGGAUCCAGCUGGGGACUGGUACUACUGCUGGCUAUUUGUCAUUGCUAUGCUUGUCCUCUACAACUGGUGCCUGCUGGUGGCCAGAGCCUGUUUCAGUGACCUACAAAAAGGCUACUACCUAGUGUGGCUGGUGCUGGACUACUUCUCAGAUGUAGUGUAUAUCACGGACCUCUUCAUCCGAUUGCGCACAGGUUUUCUGGAGCAAGGGCUGCUGGUCAAAGAUCCUAAGAAGUUGCGGGACAACUAUAUCCACACCCUGCAGUUCAAGCUAGAUGUGGCUUCUAUCAUUCCCACGGACCUGAUCUAUUUUGCUGUGGGCAUCCACAGCCCUGAGCUGCGCUUUAACCGCUUGCUACACUUUGCCCGCAUGUUUGAAUUCUUUGACCGCACUGAGACACGUACCAGUUACCCCAACAUCUUCCGAAUCAGCAACCUGGUCCUCUAUAUCUUGGUCAUCAUCCACUGGAAUGCCUGCAUUUACUAUGCCAUCUCCAAGUCCAUUGGCUUUGGGGUUGACACCUGGGUUUAUCCCAACAUCACUGACCCUGAGUAUGGCUACCUGGCUAGGGAAUACAUCUACUGCCUUUACUGGUCUACCCUGACACUUACCACCAUUGGGGAGACGCCACCCCCUGUAAAGGAUGAGGAGUACUUAUUUGUCAUCUUUGACUUCCUGAUUGGUGUCCUCAUCUUUGCCACCAUUGUGGGAAACGUGGGCUCCAUGAUCUCCAACAUGAAUGCCACCCGGGCUGAAUUCCAGGCCAAGAUUGAUGCUGUCAAACAUUACAUGCAGUUCCGAAAGGUCAGCAAGGAGAUGGAAGCCAAGGUCAUUAAAUGGUUUGACUACCUGUGGACCAAUAAGAAGAGUGUGGAUGAACGGGAAGUUCUCAAGAACUUGCCAGCCAAGCUGAGGGCUGAGAUAGCCAUCAAUGUCCAUCUGUCCACCCUCAAAAAAGUGCGUAUCUUCCAGGAUUGUGAGGCUGGCCUGCUGGUGGAGCUGGUAUUGAAGCUCCGUCCUCAGGUCUUCAGCCCUGGAGAUUACAUUUGCCGCAAGGGGGAUAUUGGCAAGGAGAUGUACAUAAUCAAGGAAGGCAAAUUGGCAGUAGUGGCUGAUGAUGGUGUUACUCAAUAUGCCCUUCUCUCGGCUGGGAGUUGCUUUGGAGAGAUCAGUAUCCUUAACAUUAAGGGCAGCAAAAUGGGCAAUCGACGCACAGCCAAUAUCCGUAGCCUUGGUUACUCAGAUCUCUUUUGCUUGUCCAAGGAUGAUCUUAUGGAAGCUGUGACUGAGUAUCCUGAUGCCAAGAAGGUCUUGGAGGAGAGGGGCCGGGAGAUCCUGAUGAAGGAGGGGCUGCUGGAUGAGAAUGAGGUGGCUGCCAGCAUGGAAGUAGAUGUACAAGAGAAGCUAGAGCAGCUGGAGACCAACAUGGAGACCUUGUACACUCGCUUUGGCCGCCUGCUGGCUGAGUACACAGGAGCCCAGCAGAAACUCAAGCAGCGCAUUACAGUUCUGGAAACCAAGAUGAAGCAGAACAAUAUGGAUGAUUACCUGUCAGAUGGGAUGAAUAGCCCCGAGCCAGCUGCUGCUGAUGAGCCAUAAGGGCUUGGGCUCAACUGCCUUCCCAGCCUUGGCCUUGACCCCAGGAACUAGAAGAGCCAUGCAGGUGUCCAUAUUGUAUGCAUUGCCCUCUUGAAUUCUCCUUGAAGCCUCUAGGAGCCCUCCUCCAAGUCCGGCUAAUAGCCAAGCUUAUGCACAGUGCAGACCAUGGUGGCUCAGCUUCCAGAAGCUUUAGCUUGUCCAAGUCUGAGGAAAGAAGAGAGGAGCAGCUGAACUAUCUUGAAGGGGUCU
This is a messenger RNA of Leptonychotes weddellii (Weddell seal), 2240 nucleotides long. RefSeq names its product cyclic nucleotide gated channel subunit alpha 2 (gene CNGA2). Gene Ontology annotation, molecular function: intracellularly cGMP-activated cation channel activity; protein-containing complex binding; intracellularly cAMP-activated cation channel activity. Gene Ontology annotation, cellular component: plasma membrane; intracellular cyclic nucleotide activated cation channel complex. Lineage: Eukaryota; Metazoa; Chordata; Mammalia; Carnivora; Phocidae. The record is from RefSeq and is a predicted model, not a curated record. Gene Ontology annotation, biological process: monoatomic cation transmembrane transport.